Lepus europaeus (European hare) is the source of this 2998-nucleotide messenger RNA. It is a transcript of the gene WDR73, whose product is annotated as WD repeat domain 73. The transcript has 8 exons. Bases 39 to 1157 code for a protein of 372 amino acids. The record is from RefSeq and is a predicted model, not a curated record. Gene Ontology annotation, biological process: cytoplasmic microtubule organization. Gene Ontology annotation, cellular component: spindle pole; cytosol. NCBI's taxonomy places the organism in Eukaryota, Metazoa, Chordata, Mammalia, Lagomorpha, Leporidae. Gene Ontology annotation, molecular function: protein binding.
UGGGCGGCGGAAGUGGGGCGGCGGAAGCGGCCGUUGCCAUGGAGUCCGCGGAGGACUGGCUGGUGGAGUCCUUGCGUUUGUACCAGGAUUUCCAUGCAUUCGACCUCUCGGGAGCCACUCGAGUCCUGGAAUGGAUUGGGAACGAAGGAGUCUUUGUUGCUGGCUAUGAAAGCCUGAAAAAAAACGAGAUUCUUCAUCUCGUGUUGCCUCACCGACUUUCUGUAAAGGAAAACCAGGGCUUAUUCCCGGAAAGAGACUUUAAAGUGUGUCAUGGAGGGUUUUCAGACAGGUGUAUUUUUGAUCUAAAGCACGUGCCAGAUACCAGGUUGCUGGUGACCAGUGGCCUUCCGGGCUGUUACCUGGAGGUGUGGCAAGUCUCAGAGGACAGUGAUGUCAUCCAGGUUGUCAGCACCGUCGCUGUGCAGGAGGCAGAGGGGAGCCUCUGGCCUCGGGUGGCCAUCUUCGCCGCCACGGCUCCCGGGAUCCUCCACGGCAGGAGGCUCAGUGACCUGCAGAUCGUGGAUCUGGAGUCCCAGAGGACCACGUACGCCUCAGGUGUCAGUGACCGCGAGGAGCUGAGUAACCUGCAGGUCCUGGAUGGAGACACCUUUGCUUUCUGCUGCACCUCGGGCCGCCUGGGGCUCGUUGACGCCCGCCAGAAGUGGGCGCCGUCAGAGAGUCUCCGUCCUGGCCCCAGCUUCGGUGGGCAGAGCUGGUGUGCAGACGUCGGGGGCAGAGGCCAGGCACCUGGGCCCAGCAUUGCCAGUCUUGGCUCUGGUGGGCAGCUGCGCCUUCUCGACCCCCGGGACCUGAGCCGCCCUGUGAGCUUGGUCCAGUGCCCAGUUCCCACGCCUAGUCCUGACCCGGAGCUGCUGCGAGUGACUUGGGCCCCGGGGCUCCACAACUGCCUGGCCAUUUCAGGCUUCGACGGGACAGUUCAGGUCCAUGACGUCACCUCCUGGGCUGCAGCAGGGAACCAAGUGGCGCCGCGCUUCACGCACAGAGGCCACCUCUUCCUAGACGGAAACGGGGCGGAGUCUGCCCCCCUGGUCACCACCCACACCUGGCACCCCUGCAAGCCGAGGACCUUGCUGUCAGCAGCCAGCGACGCCUCUCUGCACGUGUGGGACUGGGUGGCGCCGGAGGCCUCCUGCUGACGCCGGCUUCUCGGCGGGGAGGAGGAGCUGCUGCAGGGCUGCUGGUGCAGACGCUGGUGGCCGCAGGUCCCCCUACCAGCUGGGUGGCCUCGGCAGGCCCGCCAGCCUCCGUGAGCCCUGAGGACAGUGAUAGCGGGAAGAGCUCACGAGUGCAAUGUGUCAUGUGAAGAAAGCGACGCAGGGCCCAGAGGCAGCAAAGAAACAUGCGCUGGGGGUGUUCUGGGAACGGCAGUGGAAACAAGGUCACGCCGAUCUCGCCUGGUGAACAGCCAGAUGCUACAACAGGACCACUUUGAGCUGUGCUCCACGGGGCCGCAGGUCCGGAGGCGGCCUGGUUCCUGCCCGGCUGGGUAAGGCCCGUUGUUCAGCUGAACCAUGGUUUGCCUGUGUGUGUCCAGUCCCCUGUUGGAUGACAAUGAAAGUUUUCUCGGCUUUUGCUGUUAUAAAUAGUGUGAUGAAUAGCUUUCGUCCCCGUGAGCAGGACGCCUGCCUGGCGAUUCCAAGAAUAGAAUAGACUCGUGCAUUUGCAGGUUGUGUAAGUACUGCCAAGGAGCCGCUUUCGGCCCCUGCCAACAGAGGUGGGGCCGCUGUCGUCUGCCUCCUCAAACAAAGUCUGUUUACUGACGCUUUGACCUUGGCCGGUCUGAUCCGUGAAGUCAGCGUUUACAGCUUCAGGUUGAAGCUUUUAUCUGCGAGGUUGAGACCCUUCACAUUCUAACGCUUGGGGACAAUCACUUCUAAACUCAUUUCUGAAAUUUCCCACAAUAUGGGGAACUCGGCCUUGUGACCCAGCACCACCUGCGGCCCUGGAGUUCUGUCACCCUCUCUUGGUAGUCCCCACACUCACACUGCCUCGCGGCCUUCCCCAGGGCGGGUCUGCUCCACACCUGUCCCCACAGGAGCGUGGGCCCCGCGACAGUCCCUUGUCAGGGCCUGUAGCAAGCAGGAGAGUCUUAAGCGUGUCCCCAUUAAAUAGAAUUUCUCACUAGCAUUUACUGAAGGAUUUUAGCAGUUUUGCUUUAAGAUUAUUUGAUUACUUGUCACAUUUUGCACUUUGAUUUGUUUAAAAAUAUCUCCACUGAGAUAUAAUUCAUAUCCCAUUUUUAAAAAAGAGUUCCUGGCUUUGGCCUGGCCCAGCCCUGGCCGUGGACGCCCUCCCCCUCUGUGUCAUUCUGCCUUUCAAAUAAUAUUUUUUUUAAAGAUUUAUUUAUUUAUUUGAAAGGCAGAGUGACAGAGAAGAAGAGAAAGAGAGAGAGGUUUUCCAUCUGUUGAUUCACUUCCCAAAUGGCCGCAACAGGCCAAUCCAAAGCCAGGAGCCAGGAGCUUCUGGGUCUCUCACGUGGGUGCAGGGGCCCAAGGACUUGGGCCAUCCUCUACUGCUUUCCCAGGCCAUAGUAGAGAGCUGGAUCAGAAGUGGAAUAGCCAGUAAUCCUCUGCCUGCGGCACCGGCACACCAGCUUCUAGUCCCAGUCGGGGUGCUGGAUUCUGUCCCAGUUGCCCCUCUUCCAGGCCAGCUCUCUGCUGUGGCCCGGGAGUGCAGUGGAGGAUGGCCUAGGUGCUUGGGCCCUGCACCGCAUGGGAGACCAGGAGAAGCACCUGGCUCCUGGCUUCAGCCAGCCUGGUGCGCCAACCGUGGCGGCCAUUGCGGGGUGAACCAACGGAAAAAGGAAGACCUUUCUCUCUGUGUCUCUCUCCCACUAACUCUGCCUGUCAAAAAAUAAAAUAAAUAAAUAAGAAGUGGAGCAGCCGGGACUCGAACCAGUGCCCAUGUGAGGUGCUGGCACUGCAGGUAGUAGCUUUACCCACUCUGCCAGCACCCACGUAAAUGUUUGUAAAAAUGG